This is a messenger RNA of Hyalella azteca, 475 nucleotides long. RefSeq names its product 4-coumarate--CoA ligase-like 1. NCBI's taxonomy places the organism in Eukaryota, Metazoa, Arthropoda, Malacostraca, Amphipoda, Hyalellidae. The transcript has 2 exons. Gene Ontology annotation, molecular function: CoA-ligase activity. The record is from RefSeq and is a predicted model, not a curated record. Bases 1 to 459 code for a protein of 152 amino acids.
AUGCAGGGUUACCGCAAUAACCUAACGGAGACUAAUAAAGUCAUCGACGAGGAAGGCUGGUACAACUCAGGCGACGUGGCACUCGUGGACGAGGAUGGCUACGUCCAGGUCGUCGACCGCUUCAGGGAGAUCAUCAAAAUGGCGGACGGCCGCAAUGCUGCCCCAGCGGAGUUGGAGAACACGAUCCUGGAGAUGGAGGGGGUGAAGGAGGUGUGCGUCAUUGGGACGCUCGAUGCCAGCACAGGAUUUGACUCCAUUUACGUUUUCAUAGUAAAUAAAACGGACGUCUCUCCCCCCAUUAGCGAAGAAGACGUUGUAUAUUACGUGGUGCGGAACCUCAACGAACUAAAGCGGCCUAGAAAAGUGGUUUUCAUGGACGCUUUGCCUCGGAACGACAACGAGAAGGUCGACCGCAAACUCCUGAGACUGAGAGCGAAGGAGAUGGAGAAAGAGAAAUAAUUUUGGCUUGUACGAG